UUUUGUUUGUGGUUUUGUUGUGUGUGUGUGUGGGUUUGGUUUUAUUUUUUCUUUAAUCUGUUGAGUGGCUGGAAAGGGCUGGCAAAGUAAUAUUUAAAAGGAGAAGGACUAGAAAGCUCAGAGCAUUGUGUUACAGCUCGCUGAGUGACUCCACUGAACUACAGUGCUUGCAUUAUUUGGGAACAUGCUGAAGUUGCUGACAGGUUUAAACGGCCAUUUCUGGUCUUUCCUGGUAAUUUAUGUAUUUAAUGCCCCAGGAAGUCCUUGCUAAAGGAAGCAGAGCAUUUUGUAAACAGAUUUCACUGCUGUGAUACGCUGGGCUGGGCUGGAGUGUUUGGGCAGGAGGGUUUCGUUUAGUGCUUACAAACCAGGAGACAAAGGCAGAGCAGGGACUGGUGACUCCACAGCCUGUCAGUCAUUGUCUCUCUGGAGGGACAGGUAACCAGGCUGUGGGUGCCAGGCUGGGCUUGAGGGAUUCCCAGGCUGAAAACAUGAGGUGUCAACCACCUGUGUGUUUGUCUAAAGGGUUCCUGGGAGAGGGGAAGGUGCCUCACUGAUUCAACAAGUUGGCAUGUGCAAGAAAUCCUGUGAGUGCUUUUGUGCUGCUGUUUGCAAAGUGAAAGGAGCUGCAUUUCCCUGCUGCAGAGAGAGUUCCUUGUGUUGUGUAUACAGAGUCUUUAUAUCAUAGAAUGGUUUGAGUUGGGAAGGGACCUUAAAGUUUGUCUUCUAACCAUAGGCAGGGACACCUUCCACUAGCCCAGGUUGCUCCAAACCUCGUCCAACCUCGCCUUGGACACUUCCAGGGAUGGGGCAGCCACAGCUUCUCUGGGCAACCUGUGCCAGGACCUCCCCACCCUCACAGGGAAGAGUGUUUUCCUAAUAUCCCAUCUAACCCUGCCCCCUGACAGUGUGAUAUUCCAUCCAGGAGUCUCUGUACUCCACUUAGGAGUCUCUCUCUAGUUUUUAAUACAGAAAACCCUGAAGGAUGUGAAGCUCUCAGAGGUUCUCACAAAAGCAUCAGGAUUUGCAUUUUUCUGGUCCUUGAAGAGCUUCAGCUGCAGCAGGUCCAGCCCAGCAGCUGGGGAGCCUGCUGUACCUCAGGUUGAGCUGCUGAGCAAGGACAACACUCCCAAAGCUCUGGCCCACAGCUGGCAGGAGGCUUGGCUGCCUUGUUGGCAGGAAUUCCUGAAGCUUUCCUGUCCAGCCCAGCUCCUCUCUGUCUGCUGCUCCUGCAAGUGUGAUUUUUAUCAGUUACACUGAAUUCUUCUCCUCACCUGUGGCAAUGGAGAGUGAAUCAGUCAGGAUUUAGUGCCCAUGGGCAACCCAGGGCUCUCAGAUCAGCAGCUCCUGUGCUCUGAGGGCAAAUCCCCCAAUCCUGAACACCCUGUGGGGUGCUGGGCCCUGCCCAGAGCAGCCCCUGCUCCCCUGGGUGACACCCCACACCCUGGGCUCCCUGCCCUCGUGCUGGGCUGGGAUGGGGGUCACUGUGUCAGGAGGGGGUUUGGUUGGGGCCAGAGGGUGAGCCCUGCCCUGGCCUGGUGUUGGGCAGUGGGAGAGGGAAGGAAUGUGGUGGGGGAUGACUGUGCUGCUUUCAUGGAGAGCCACAAACCCCAGGAAAUGCAGCUCAAACCUAUAGCCCUGGUCAGGCCUCUUGCAGGGAGGGAUGCUGUGAGGCAUGAAUGGAGAUCACAGAGCAGGGAAAGCAGGGAAGGAGCUGCAGGGAUGUCUGAGUCACCCGGUUUCCCACUGACACACACAGCUGAGUGUUUUCACAACCACCUCCACAGAGCAACCAAGUUACAACCCAAUUCCAGAGGCCCUGGAGUCCUCCCUUGCUGUCAGGUGCUCAGGGCAGAUACCAGCCAGGGAUGCCCCUGCCCAGCCACGAGGCUGAAGGUGCAGCUGCUUCAAGUGCCAGGCUGGGUGGGAGGGCACAGGAAGGGGCUCUGCCUGUACCACAGUCCCACUGGGAUGGGGCAGCCCCCAGAGCAAACACACCCCCAUAUUCCCAUGUAGCAUCAGCACUGCACCACUCAGCUCUGGGCUGGCUGGGAAGGUGCUCUUUGGUGGGAUUUGGCAGUGCUUGGGGUGAGGAGGGUGAAGGAGCCCAUGAAUCAGCCCCGGGGGGCUGCCCACGGUGCCAACCCAGAGCAUCACCCAGGCUCUGCUGUGUUCCUGCAGAAACCCAAAGAAUCCCUUGGAAAGGCAAAUUCCCUCCUGAUAUAUCAGCCUGUAAGGGAAGCCUCAAAACCUUCAACCCAGCAGGUGUGCCUGUCUUUAGGAAAGGCAGCCCACGGGAGCAGUGUGGGGUCACACGUGUUUGUGCCAAUCCACUCUCCAAAAGAAACACAGCUCGGGGUGGGGGAGCUCCAAAUUCAGCCCUGACCCCCUCCCUCCUGCUGUGGAGCAUUUAUGGGGUUUGCCUGGAGUAAAGCAGAUGCUCUGAUGGAAAAUGGCAGGUGACAGAGGAUUUCCCCAACCUCCUGAGCUGCUCCAGGCAGAUCCAGGGAGGUGCAGAGCCUGGGAAGCACUUCUGCAAACACAUUGCUGAGUCUGCAGUGUUGUUUUUUUUUUUUUUAAAACUCUCUCCUCCAGCGAUCUGAAAAGCUGUGGGGACUUUUCCAGAGCAGUGGCAGGGCCUUUUCUAGGUGGUUACAUGCUCAAAGUGGGGUUGACUUUCCGCUGUGGGAAAUGUCCUCACGGAUGAGCCGCGUUUUUGUGCUUUAUUUGUCCAGAACUUGCCACCAACAGGCACUUGGCUGGAACUUCUUUGAACAGCAGAGAUAAACUGUUGGGUGGUGGGAUUUGGGGGUGCUUGGCACGAUGCCACUGACCCCUGCCAGGCUCUAACUGAGGGCUCAGCUCGGAUUAAUCCUCUUGCUUUCCGUUUGAGUGCCCACACUGGUGGUCUCCAACAUCUGUCCCCUCGAGUCUCACUGACCAUCCCCCAGGAGCCACUCCUGCCUUGAGAGAUUCCUGCAGGUGCCUGGAGGCAUUUUUCUCCUCUCUGAAUCAGUUUUUUCUCUGGGUAAUGUUUAACUGCUGAUUACACGGCCUUCCCUCCCGUGCCCCCCACCUGAUGAGCAUUCCCAGGAACCCUCCCAGAGCGUGGGAUGUGAGCAAUGGGCAGAACCACCUUGCUGCAAGCAAAAAAGUCUGGGUUGUGUCAUGGGUUUGGGGCUCCUGUGUCGUGUUUUGAGGCUCCUGUGUCGUGUUUUGGGGCUCCUGUGAUGCUUUGUACCUGCUCUAACAACCAUCACCUUCACGUGCACGAGGGCAGGUGGGUUUUCUUCCCCCAUUGCUGUGGUGGGUCUUGCAACCCACCAGACCCCAUUUUUCAUUCCCAAAUCCCAGGUUAAUUGUGCUGCAGGCACUGGUGGGAGCUGCUGUUCACAGAUAUGGUUCUGUGAAGCUCUUUGAGCAGGGAAUGAUCUCCCAGCUCCCGCUGAGUCCAGAUGAGCUGGGAAUGAGCCUCGGGCCUUGUUCUGUACAGGGAAUUCUCUCCCUCCUGGUGCCUUCCCUGACUGAAUUGUUUGCUCAUGAGCUGCCUCCAGCACAGGAGCUGCAUUUCUGGGAUGUGCUGGUGUAUCCAAACCCAUCUGGUGUAACAUGUAGUGUGGAAAUGCCUCCAAUCCCUUCCAGAAGGCACAGGACUUGCUGCAGGGGGGGUGUAUCCCAGAUUUCCAGAUGAGCAGCCGUGAUCUGAGCUAUUGAAUCUGUGCAGGGGUGACUGAACCCCUAAGGAUUCCUAAGGAAUAUGGCUGGAGACAUGGCUCAGUGUGGUUGGACAGGAAUCUCUUCUCCCAAAACCAGAUCAUUGCAUCUUCUCCUCUUUGUUACAGUGAGUUGGAUCCCAUGAGAGUUCUCAUUUGCCAGCUCUUGGUUACACCACUUGGAGUUGCUUAAUUUGGUGCCUGUGUGUAGAGUCAUAGGCUAAAAAUGUAGAAUAAGAGCUUUCUAACAAUCAUUUAAAAAAGCUGCCAACAAAAGACAGCCUCUAGCAUUGCUUUCAGGAAUAAGCUUCACAUUUGCUCCCAGCUCUCUCUUGAUGUAUCAUCUGUGCAGUGCAUGAAAAUGGGAAUUUGGGUUUAAAAUCUUAUUCCAUUUCCUCUUAAUGAAUUAUUUGGGACCUAAAUAAUGAAGUAAUUCCACCUCCUGCAAAUGCAGCCACGGGACCAAAUGAUUUGUUGCAAAUGUCUUUUAAGGACCUCACUAAGUAACCACAGCAGGUUAAACAGACCCUUUUUCUCUUGGAUGAUGUAUUAGUUUGAAAAAUUCGGGUCUGUUUGGCAUUUCUGGGUGGGGAGGGGGUUUUGUGCAUCCCAGCUUCCUGCCUGGAAGCUCAGACAAGCAGUAAAUCCUGCCUGGGUCCAGGGUGGGAAGCUCUAGGUGACACAUAUGAUAUUUGUCAGGGGAAAAGGGGUGAUUUGGGCUGUUUAAAAGGCACAAAAAUUAAGAACAGGCAUCUGAGCCCAACCCAGCAGCCCCCCCUGGGCAGUUCUGUGCCCAGGCUCUGAGCUGCAGGAGCUCCAGCAGGGUGGCGGUGCUUUGCUGGGGUUUUUUCCAUUCUAACUUCAAACCCUGGUUCUGUUGGACAUUUCACAAGGCUUCUGAUCCCAGUGUGCCUCAGAUCCUGGCCUGUAACCAGUGGGAAAAUACCUCUGGCUUGUUUUGCUUCCACAUCCUGGCUUGCCUGCAUGGGCAGUCCUACCCUGAAGGGUCUGGGGUGGUUUUUUAGGGUCUGAAUGCACUUUGCUGCACAUGGUGGAGUUGCUGUCGUUCCCAUGAAUAAGUCCAUUCACCCAGAGGGAGAGGAAAAAUGUGUGUGGCCCAGAAUUUUAAAACAAAAAAGGAGGAUUAGAACUGGGAAAUGUGCAGUUCACAGCCUCGUUCAGGCAUUGCUCCUGGGCAAGUCAGGGACAAGAGUCUGUUGGGUUCAUAUUCCCAGGUGUGGCUCUGGAAAUGAGGGGGUUUCUUCCCAGGGGUUUGGUUCUCUUGUCACCUGUGUGAGCUGAGGGGUUUGAGCCCCUCUCACCACACAAGCCAGGGAGGGUGACUAAGCUCCCCUCCUUGGUGCUGCUGCUGCACAGAGCUGCUGCAGUUUGCAGAACUCUCUCUGGCCUGGCAAGGAAAUGGAAAGCUUUUAAUGUGUGUUUUAACAACAGCUAAACCUGGGGAGCCCGUGCCAGACCCUGAGACAAACCCACAAAGGUGCUGCUCUGACGUGGGGCACGAAGGGGCUCGCACAGACAGGGGUUGUUCUCUUGAGGCCACAGCUCUGCCCCAGCUGCCCCCCAGCAGUUUGAACUCGGGGUUUCUUUCCCUCCUUCCUCCCUCUUUAGAGCCCCUCAGGGUGGAUCUGGGCACAUUCAGGUCCCACUGAAGCACGUGGUGUUUUUAUCUCUGUCUGAAAUCACCGCUUGUCCCAAUCCCCGCUGACGUUCCCAGUGAUGCUGGGAAGGUGCUCCAUGCAAACCCCACCUUUUCCAGGUGGCCAAGCACUGAAUUUGGGUGCAUUCCUCACCAGCACCUGCCUUCCCUGGCAGGGAGUUGCUUCUCCAAGCCCAGCUCUCCUGGAUAAAGACUCAAACAGAGCCCUCUGUUCCCUGUCCCCCCUCUCCUGUAAUUGUGCAGGAGCUGCUGAUGGGUGAGCUCUGAUCCCCAGCCCCUCCUGAAGGAGCAGGGGGGCCCCCCCAGCUGAAAUUGGGCAGGGCAGGGGGGGCAGGAGGGCUGUACCAACGGGGGCAUCGCUCCCACGGGCCAAAACAACCCACACUCUGUGUCUGCCAAGGUGUUUUACAUGGAAACGGGCCCGAGGCUGAACUUUAUGGAAACAUUUGCAGCUCUGUAAAACAACCAGCAGUGUGAGCCUCCACCCCCAGGCUGGGUGAGUUAGAGGCUCUCAAAGGCCAGGCAGGUGUGUGUGCACAGGGGGAAGUGCAGCAGUGUGUCAUGGAGAAGGAAUGUCCUGUGAUUGCUGUAUCAAAGUCCAUUUCUUCUCCCCUGCUGAACGGCUUUUGUCCAGCACUCCUGACUUCCCAUGUGCUUUCCCAUACAGAGUGGGAUCCAGGCUGCAAUGCCCCAAAAGCAGUGGGUUCCCAUGGAUUUUGCUGGGCUUUGCUGGGUCCCUGAGUCUCGCAGCAGGGGCUUGGUCAGGUGGAACCUGCUGAUUCACGGGGCAGGGACUUGCUGCAGGUAAAGGACAGGCCCCUCCUGCCCUGGCUGGAGACACAGACCUUGGAGACACAGGUCUUAGACCUCUUGAUUUGCUGCACCAUUGAGAAAAAACCUGACCUGAUGCAUUUUUCCAAUUGUUUGUUCCCACCCUGGCAGAUCAAUUAAUCCUUUUUGUAAACAGGAGGUUUCACUGACAGUAAAAAUCCUUUAGGUUUGGGUGAGUCAUGCACAAACAGCUCAACCCUUCUCAAGGUGGUUUGAACCAGGUGGAAGCAGCCAGAGGAGGGGCAGAACACUCCUGUGAGCCUGGGGUUUGAGCUCUUCUGGUCAGGAGCCACAAGCUGAAUCAAGAUGACGACGGCCACGCCACUGAGCAACAACACCCAGCUCUCAGGGAACGUGACCACAAAGUCUCAAGAACAAAGUCUCUACCAAAGUUCUGGAGCAAUAGUUGCUGCCAUCGUGGUGGGAGUGAUCAUCAUUUUUACAGUGGUUCUGCUCACCUUGAAAACAUACAACAGGCGCAUGCGGGUGAAGCGGGAGCUGGAACCCAAACCCCCCAAGGCAGCGAUGCCACCUCCUCUGGGGCACAACAGCCACGGCCUGUGCCAGCCUCCCACGGUGACCUUCAUCCCUGUGGACAUCCACCUGCACGACAGGUAACCGGGAACACUCAGGGAACACUCGUCCUCCCCGCAGACAAGAGGUGGAACUGUCGCUCACACGGACCUGGGACUCCGCAGCAAAGCUUUUGGAACAGCAACAGGCUGUUGCUUUGGCUGUGGAUUGUAAUUAAUCCUGAUUUCUCUCUUUGAGAGGAAAAAUGAGAGGUCUGGACACUCUUCCUGUGGCUGAAAUCAGCUGGUGGAGGCACAGGAAUCAUCAGAGCCCGGGGUGUGGGGAGAGCGGAUGAAGCGAGAAGGUGCCAGCUCAGAUUUUGUGGAGCUUUUGCUGGCUCAGAGUUUGAACUUUCUCUGCUCUGCUGGUAAACAGGAAGAAAAACCUGGACGUGCCACAACUCAGGUUGGAGCUGGGUUUGUUGUGAGUUACAUGGCACAGGUUUGUGGUGUGUUUCACACACGCUGGAUGGCACAGGAAGCAUCAGAAUUGUAUUUAUCGUUACCCACCUGUCGUGUUUCUAAGCCCACGUGUGUAUGGGUUGAGAUAAAAGGGUACUUUUUAUUUGCAAGUAUUUUUAAACUAUUUCUAUAAACCAUGUAACUCUCCAUUUCCAAAGGA
Messenger RNA from Pseudopipra pipra, 7416 nucleotides. RefSeq names its product non-compact myelin associated protein (gene NCMAP). Lineage: Eukaryota; Metazoa; Chordata; Aves; Passeriformes; Pipridae. The transcript is spliced from 5 exons. Gene Ontology annotation, cellular component: Schmidt-Lanterman incisure; paranode region of axon; plasma membrane. The record is from RefSeq and is a predicted model, not a curated record. Gene Ontology annotation, biological process: regulation of myelination; peripheral nervous system myelin formation. Gene Ontology annotation, molecular function: structural constituent of myelin sheath. The coding region runs from base 6529 to 6840 and encodes 103 amino acids.